UGAGAGGGAGAGAGAGAGAGAAAGAGAGUCAGAGACGGAGAGAGAGAGAGUGUGAGGAGGACAGAGAUAAGGCACAGUUUGCUCUCUGCCGAGCUACUAGGACCAUCCGCACUGACAGAAGGAAAAGGAGACAGACUGAGACACACGCACGCACACAGCCACAUGCGCAUGUGUUGAGCGCACACACACACACACACACACACACACACACACUCUCUCACACGCUCACAUCUGAUCCGCGAAGCAGAAGGUGACUACAUCACCAGAGGACGGGAGAGUAGAAACGUUCAGUGCUCACUGGAAUCAAGGACUACGUCCACUGCUCAACCUGAACACACAGAGAGGAUCUCAACACUGACCUGGGACGGAUGAGGUGUCUUUUUUUAAAAUACAAACGGACCUUUCAAAUGAUUGAUUGAUUGAGUGAUUGAUCUGUCUUUACUCUGCUGAAGGGUGGAAGGCUUUUAUGUGAAUGUGAGUGUGUUUUAAUUGCAUGUGCUUAAGAGAAGUAGUGGGUGAGUGUGCUGUUAGUCUGCUGCGUACUGUGUGUGUGUGUUAGUGUGUGUGUGAGUGUGGUUGACUGAGCGAGUCCGGGACAAGUCAUGCAACACUAGCUGCCUUUCAUCUGUGACGGUUCACACUAUACAGCAGAGCUGUGAAAAGACUAGCGUAUCCUUUAGCUGUGCGUACGUGUGUGUGUGUGUGUGUACGUGUGAGUGAGUGUGUGUGUGGCAGUGUACCAGAAGUGUUUGUUUUUCCAUCUACCUCCACUAACUACACCCGAAAGGAGCCUCCUCGUUAACCGUCCGAGCCGAGACUUAGGUGCCCGUGACGAGCGUUGCGAGCGCGAGUGUAGCGUGAAGCGUGAAGCGCGAGGUGAAGUGACAGAGACUGAAGAUGAGCGAGACGAAGAAGAGGGAGCUGGACAUGAGGGACAAGGCCAUCCUCCACCAGCAGAGGAGACUCAAACAGGCCACCCAGUUCACGCACAAGGACUCCGCCGACCUGCUGCCCCUCGAUGGACUCAAGAGACUCGGCACCUCCAAAGACCUGCAACCCCACAGCAUCGUGCAGCGGCGCCUGAUGGAGGGCAACAUCCGUCUCCGUGGCGACGCCCUGGACCCCUUGGGCCGCAUGCGCUCGCCCCUCGCUGACAGCAAGGAGGCGGGCGGCGGGAGCGUCUCCACGGAGACGGAGGAGAAGAGCGAGAGCACGGCGGACGACUCCACCGAGGAGCGCGAGUCGCCCGAGGAGAGCGAGAAGAGCCUGAGGUCCGAGGAAGAGGAGGAGGAAGAGGAGGAGGAAGAAGAGGAAGAGGAGGAGGUGGAGGAGGAGGAUGGAGAGACAAGAAGAGGAAAGGCAGAGAUGCAGCAGACCGGGCCGGGUCAGAAUGGAGGAAGUGAGAAAAUGGAGGAGAGGAAGAAGAAAGUGGAGACGGAGGGAAGAGAGACAUCGUCCUCUUUGGCUGCUCUGGUGGUCCAGUGCAAGUGUCAUGAUGCUGAGGUAAAGGCGUCCAUAAACACCGGCUGCCAGCACAACCACAUCUCUCGCUCCUGCUGCAGACGGCUAGGGCUAAAGCCCACCGAGGGUCCAGCGGCGGUGAGGGCUGAGGGGCAGCAGGGCCGUCUGCAGGAGGCCCCCAGUGGGAGUGUGGUGGGGGGGCUGGAGCUCCAGCUGGGGACGGACAGGGUGCAGUGCUCUGCACAGGUCACAGAUGAUGAGGUGUUUGAGCUGUGCCUGGGACUCCAGACUCUGCUGGAACUGAAAUGCUGUGUGGACUUGAGCUCCAGGGUUCUCCGGCUCCAGGCGAGUGGAGAAGAGCUGCCUUUCCUGGAGGCCUCCGCCCACCACAGCCAGUGCCACCAUGACAACAACAAGAACAUGUGACGUCACUUCCUGUGAUGUCAUCCUGAUGUGGAUCCCGCCUCCCAGCAUCCGGAGGAUGAUAUCUCUUACCAUCUAUAUCUCUCUUUCUUUCUUUCUUUCUUUCUUUCUUUCUUUCUUUCUUUCUUUCUAUCUAUCUCUCUCUUACUCCUGUUCACACUGUUGUGUUGGGGUUUUUGUGCUUAUUCUGCAUUUGCCAUGAUUCUGUCAUGAUUCUGUUGUAUUGUAAAGUGAAUGGAGGCCAAGAGAGAUUAUUAUAAUAUCUAUGUAUCAUUUCUUCAUAAACAUGUACUUCAGAUUAUUGUUUUUAAUCAAU
Clupea harengus (Atlantic herring) is the source of this 2200-nucleotide messenger RNA. It is a transcript of the gene nrip2, whose product is annotated as nuclear receptor interacting protein 2. Gene Ontology annotation, biological process: proteolysis. Gene Ontology annotation, molecular function: aspartic-type endopeptidase activity. Lineage: Eukaryota; Metazoa; Chordata; Actinopteri; Clupeiformes; Clupeidae. The record is from RefSeq and is a predicted model, not a curated record.